Lactuca sativa (garden lettuce) is the source of this 1745-nucleotide messenger RNA. Its product is annotated as putative eukaryotic translation initiation factor 5-2. Gene Ontology annotation, cellular component: cytosol. NCBI's taxonomy places the organism in Eukaryota, Viridiplantae, Streptophyta, Magnoliopsida, Asterales, Asteraceae. The record is from RefSeq and is a predicted model, not a curated record. Gene Ontology annotation, biological process: translational initiation; formation of cytoplasmic translation initiation complex. Gene Ontology annotation, molecular function: eukaryotic initiation factor eIF2 binding; GDP-dissociation inhibitor activity; translation initiation factor activity.
UAUAUAAAUGUAUUGCAUAGGCAGCCUCUCCCCUCAGGCCUCAAUCGCUCUUCUCCCAUCCACAACUCAAAACCCUAAACAGCGUCUCUCCUCUUUCUCUUCUCAACCUCCACAGUGUUGAAUCGGUUACACAGCCAUUUUGCUUCUACACAUUGCAAGUUGGAGCUUGCUAAAAGUCAAAAGUGUUUUUUAUGUCCGAGCAGGCUAUUCUCUACUUAGGGUGGAUUGGGUUGUUAGGUGAAUAUUCUCCUACAUCAAGAAAAAAGACCUCUCUUUAUAUGCAUCAAUCACCAUUCCAUUUCCAACACACCACAUCAUUCACUGGUCACUCUUGGCCACAACCUUUUCUCUCCACCAUAUCUCUGAAACAUUCCAUUUCUACCCUCCUCUAAUAUCUCCACUAUCAACCCCCCAAAAAUGGCAUUACAGAACAUUGGUGCUGGCAACAGUGAUGACGCCUUUUACAGAUACAAAAUGCCCAAAAUGGUCACGAAAAUUGAAGGGCGUGGAAAUGGAAUUAAAACAAAUAUAGUCAACAUGGUUGAUGUUGCUAAAGCUUUAGCUAGACCACCUUCUUAUACUACUAAGUAUUUCGGGUGUGAACUCGGUGCCCAAUCAAAAUUUGAUGAAAAGACUGGUGUGUCCUUAGUCAACGGGUCCCACGACACUGCAAAACUUGCGGGUCUUCUUGAAAUUUUUAUUAAAAAAUACGUUCAGUGUUAUGGAUGUGGGAAUCCUGAAACUGAAGUUUUGAUCACUAAAACUCAAAUGGUUCAACUCAAAUGUGCUGCUUGUGGGUUCAUAUCUGACGUGGACAUGAGAGAUAAGUUAACAUCAUUUAUCCUCAAAAACCCACCUGAGCAAAAGAAGUCAAAAGACAAAAAAGCCCUUAGGAGGGCUGAAAAGGAGAGGUUAAAAGAAGGGGAAGCAGCUGAUGAGGAGAAUAAAAAGGUGAAGAGUAAAAAAAAGGGAAAAGAAGUAAAACCGACAUCUUCACCACCUGCUGACGUGGCGGAUGUCGACGAUGACAACAUCCAAUGGCAGACCGACACGUCAGCGGAAGCCGCACGCCAGCGUGUACAAGAACAGCUGAGCGCGGUGACAGCCGACAUGGUGAUGCUGUUGGAUGAGCCGGAGGAGGUGAAAACGCCACAUCAGAUUUUAGUUGAGAAAGUGAAGGAGGAUUUGGAGAAGGGAGUGGGGCCGGAUGUGAUGAUGUCAGCGCUGACUGGGACGAGAAAGGAGAACGUGAACGCGGUGUAUGAAGGGUUGUUUGACGGGGUGGAGAAGGGGUUUGCGAAGGUGGUGGUGAAGAGGCGGAAGUAUCUGGCGGCGGUGGUGGCGGAUGGGGAGGAGGGGCAGAUGAUGUUGCUUGGGGCGGUGGAGGAGUAUUGUGGGAAGGUGAAGAAUCCGGUGGCGGUGAAGGAGGUGGCGCUUGUUUUAAAGGCGCUUUAUGAUGCGGAUGUGGUGGAGGAGGAGUAUGUGGUGAAGUGGUAUGAGGAGGGGUUGAAAGGUGGGAAUAAGGAUUCCGUUAUUUGGAGGAAUGCGAAGCCGUUUGUGGAAUGGCUUCAGAGUGCGGAAUCGGAAUCAGAGUAGGAAUGGAAUGGAAUGGAAUUCAAGUGUUUUGGUUAUGGUUUUGGUCUAAAAUAAUUGAAUCAUUUUGAGGGUAAUGAGUUUGAGUUUUGAAUUUUUGACGUGUCACUAAAUUGAGCCUUCAAUUUUAAUCGUAUUUGUAUGGGCCUCUA